Messenger RNA from Solanum stenotomum, 1278 nucleotides. RefSeq names its product stemmadenine O-acetyltransferase-like. The coding region runs from base 1 to 1278 and encodes 425 amino acids. The record is from RefSeq and is a predicted model, not a curated record. The transcript has a single exon. NCBI's taxonomy places the organism in Eukaryota, Viridiplantae, Streptophyta, Magnoliopsida, Solanales, Solanaceae.
AUGGAUAUCAAAGUUGAUAUUAUCUCUAAAGAAACAAUCAAACCAUUUUCUCCAAGUUCAAAGAGUCAUAAAAGCCACAAGCUUUCUCUUUUAGAUCAAAAGGCUCCAAAUUGUUACACUACAUUUGUUCUCUUCUACAACAAGAACUCAAGUAGUGAUUUGGAAAAUGUUAUAGAUUCUCUUAAGGUAUCCCUCUCGAAAACCUUAAGUUACCUGAACCCGCUUGCAGGAAGAGUUAAAGAUGGAAUCACAGUUGAAUGCAACGACCAAGGUGUCGAUUUAACGCGUGCCAACGUUCAUGAAGACAUGUCAAAUGUGCUUAUGAACCUGAAAAUUCAAGUCCUGAGAAAAUUACUCCCAAUGAAUCCAUUAACAAGAUCAGAUGAUAAUGUCUUGUUGGCACUACAGAUAAACUGUUUUGCUUGUGGAGGAAUUGCUAUAGGUGUUUGUAUUAGUCACCUUAUAACUGAUGGUUCAUCCAUUGCCACAUUUCUCAAAACCUGGGCAAGCAUUAGUCAGAGUCGCGCAGAAAAUGACAACAUUACUAUUUCAGACAAAUUGUUCAUGGAUUGUACUUCCAUCUUUCCACCGAAAGAGGUCCAUAGUUUUUCUAUGUUUCAAUUUGGGAAAAAAGAUCAACUUCAACCAAAAAUGGCAGCAAGAAGAUUCAUGUUCAAUGAGUCCAAUAUUUUGGCUCUGGACACGAAAGCAGAGCGUUCAACUUCUCGAGUAGAGGCUGUGUUAGCCUUUGUAUGGGAAGCAGUUAUUGCAGCUAUGCAGAAAAGGAACAAUAAUAAUAGUAUCAAGAAUUAUGUAAUUCGAACUCCAAUAGACUUAAGGAGAAGAAUUCAACCUCCAUUACCUCAACAAACCAUGGGAAAUAUCAUACAUAUGGUUGAGGCAAAUUGGGAAGUUUCUGAGGGACCUUUAGACUAUAAGUUACUAGUGAAAAAAAUUCAAGAUUCGAUAAAGAAUGUGACUAAACAUGGCUAUGAUGUAAAGAAUAUGGAUGAUAGAGUAAGAACAUUGAAUAAAGAAGAGAGAAUACUUGGCUCCACUAGUUUAUGUAAGUUUCCUUUCUAUGACAUUGAUUUUGGAUGGGGUAGGCCAAAAUGGGCAUCUGUUGGAAGCAUAGCAACCAAUUUGGUUGUUUUAAUGGACACUAGUGAUGGGAAGGGAAUAGAAGUAUGGCUUGCGUUGGUAGAGGAAGACAUGGCCAUACUAGAGAAAAAUCAAGAAUUCUUCAAAUUUGUUUCUCUAAGUCGAUCUAUUUUCUGA